AUGAGUCUUGAUGACAGUGAGAGCAUAUUAAUACGAGAAGAUGGUCCCUCGAACCCAAGUCUCUCAUGUCCAAUCGCCACUAUACCCCUGGAGCUCCUGGCCGACAUUCUCGAGAUUUGCUACUCCCGUCUAUCUGGAAAGAACAAGUUCCACUUUCCACUCCGAGUUUCUCUGGUAUCAAAGUCGUGGCGAGAUUUGCUGCAGAGCACGUCCGCCUUGUGGACCACAAUUCGAGCCUCCUCCGUGCGGACCGAUGGUCUGAGGGAGUACCUGGAUCGCGCGGAAUCGCAGAGCCUAGAUGUCACACUCGAUGUCAAACAUAGUCAUGGCGAGCCCAGGAUCACAGCUCUCCUCAGCAUCCUUAUCUCGAAGAUCCAUCAAUGGCGCCAGCUCAAUAUUUACGCCGAUGAGGGGCCUGUCCUGGGCAUGAUUGCUCCCCGCCUUCUUAACGCGCCGGCACACAGACUGGAAACAUUGCACGUGCUGGUCUUGGGAGAUGAUCGACACUUGGGGCAGCCAUGGAUGUUUCAUAUGGAUGCUCCGCGCCUGACGAGAGUGCAUAUCAGCAAAUCGCCUCUAUGCUACCGUACCUCCAACAUCUUCCACGGCCUAAGCACUUUACGCCUGGAAUGCCUGUCAUCCGACGGAGUGCCACACCUCACCUUGACCGACCUGCGAGCAAUCGCGGAGAGCUCUCCGCAAUUGCGAGAGCUGGCUGUGCAGCUCCCGCUUCUGAAAGAGGGUACAGGGAACGCUGCUUCCUCCACUGUCCGACUGCCUGCCCUGAGGUCGCUGGAACUGUCCAGCUGCCCAAGCUUGCUCGACGGGUCCAUACGCGCCGAUGACUUCUGGGCAUUCUCUGCCCCGUCUUUGGAGAGGCUCUCUUUGCAGUUGCCGUGGCAUGCCUGGCGAACAUUUAUCAUGUCUCUCAUGUUGAAACGCUUCCAGCGUUGCUUUGCGCAUGUCGUAGCGAUCAAGCUGAAGAACAUCCCUUUCAUGGCCAACAUUCCUCGCAGCCGGCAGGCGCCGAGCAACGCCCCCCGCGCGAUGUGCGAACUCUUCAUCUCGGCCUUUCCUUCCCUGCAGCGCCUGGAAUGCUUCGACACCGAUCCCACCGCUCUCGUAAAAACUCUGACAGCACACCUCCUCGGCGACAAGGAGUCCUGGCCACAUCUGGCGUGCGUGACGACUAACAAGGGCGACUGGUCCGACCUCGUUACCCUCGCGCGGCUGCGUGCGCAACACAAGAGGCCGUUGCGGGUGAUACACUUGCCGGCUGUGCAGGGCUUAUCCCGGCGCGCGCGAGAGCUCCUCGAGGAGCUAGAGCAGCAUACAAAUGUGGAAUACUAUAGCCCUGAAGAUGAUGAUGGUGGGAGGAUGGAUCUUUAUCGAUGA
Messenger RNA from Gloeophyllum trabeum ATCC 11539, 1395 nucleotides. RefSeq lists its product as uncharacterized. The transcript has a single exon. Lineage: Eukaryota; Fungi; Basidiomycota; Agaricomycetes; Gloeophyllales; Gloeophyllaceae. The record is from RefSeq and is a predicted model, not a curated record. The coding region runs from base 1 to 1395 and encodes 464 amino acids.